AUGACGACUCCUGUGAUCAACUGUGUGUCCCUACGAGAAUUGCAAUUGGAUGGUGUGCGCAUAAGUGAAGAGGCACUCCAUGCCAUAUUGUCUUCUUGUAGCUUGCUUGUGAAGAUAAAGCUUUUCAGUUGCAAGGGGUUCAAAACCAUCAAGGUUAAAAACCUUCAUUGUCUUUACGAAUUAAGAAUAUUUGUGGGUGGUAGAUAUCAACAGUCUACUGCUUUCGAAAUCAGUGAUGUCCCGAAUCUUAGUGGGUUUAGUUGCAAUCUACAUUUUCCUUUCAAAUCCGAUUCAAUAUCAUUAAGAAGCAACGUGACACAAUUAAUGUUAGACGGUAGUGUGAUAACCGACAAUGCGUGUCUUUACAAGAUCAAAUCGGGAUUUCCUUUUCUCGAGAGUUUGACGCUUGGUGAUAUGUCAUCUUGGAAGUUGGAAAGCUUCCAUUUCACAUGUGCUUCGAUCGAGAGAUUGACCUUGAAGUUGUGCCCAUACACGCUUAUCGACAUUAGAGUAAAUGCUCCAAAAUUACUUAUUUUCUGCUUUGAUGGUGUCGCUUUGCCUAAUCUCUUGUUUCCGGUCUCUACUCUCAAGCCAAUUGAGGUUUCACUCAGACUCGAUCUUCCUGUUGAUGCUUAUGUUUUUCUGAAGAUGAAGGAAUCACUCACGUUGUCAGAAAAGUGCUAUGUUCGUAUAACAACUUUCAACUCUGAGCUGCCAUUGGACAUCGACAUCGACCAUCUAAGAACAAGGCUCCUGUCUCCCCCUGCUACGAACGUGCAAGAACUGUGGUUUGAAACGAAUGGGGAUUAA
Molecule: messenger RNA, 810 nt
Organism: Lactuca virosa
Lineage: Eukaryota; Viridiplantae; Streptophyta; Magnoliopsida; Asterales; Asteraceae
Source: the annotation of a GenBank genome assembly